Pezoporus flaviventris is the source of this 1770-nucleotide messenger RNA. Its product is annotated as HAUS augmin-like complex subunit 5. Gene Ontology annotation, biological process: centrosome cycle; spindle assembly. Lineage: Eukaryota; Metazoa; Chordata; Aves; Psittaciformes; Psittacidae. The record is from RefSeq and is a predicted model, not a curated record. Gene Ontology annotation, cellular component: centrosome; HAUS complex.
AUGCCGCGCGGCAACCAGAGAGCACCACGAGGGCGUCGCCCAGCCUGGACUACAACUCCCAUGAUGCACGCGCCAAUUUCGGCCAUGAUAGCGGGGCUGGGCCGCUGGCUCCGGACGGAGCUGGAGCUGCCCCCCAGCGCUCCCAUCUGGGAGUACAUCAUGGGCCACGUGCGGCACCCGGGGAAUGUGAAGAAGAUCAAAGGGAACCUGCUGUGGUACUGGCACCUCGAGGAGAUUCAGCGAGGGGCGGGGUCAAGCAUGCCUUAUAUGGAAGUGCGCGAGGCCUUGGAGCAGGUGAGGGCGGAGCUUAAAGUGAUGGGCGGGGCCGUGGGCGAGGCCGCUUCAGCGGUGCUGAAGCUGGAAGAGGCACUGGGGGCGGAGCUUCACCGACAGGGGGCGGAGCGUCGCCGAGGGGCGGAGCUUCGGGCCCUGGGGGUGGAGGCAGCGCAGGAGGGGUGGAGGCUGCGGAGGGAGGGGGCCCAAAUAAGCUCCGCCCACCGGGAACAGGGGCCAAAGGUGGGACUAACGUCGAAAUUGGCGGCCGUGUGCAAGCUGCAGGAGGAGGCCCUGGAGGAGCUGCUGGGGCUCCGCCCCUUGUCGAGGCCGCAGGACCUCACCUUGCUCUGGCUGCAGGAGGCCAAGGCACUGCUGAACCAACACAGCCCAGAGGAGGUGCUGGAGGCCCUGCUGACACUGCGGAAGGGGUACCCCAAAAUCAGCCCUGACCUUGACCCUGACAAUGAUGCUCAGCCCCAUAUGAAGACCCUCAUCCAGGACUGCUGGGAGGAUGUGGGGGGACUCUGGGACCUCAUCCACUCCUCAGCCUCCCGCCUGUCCCCCCUGAGGCUCUGGCUCCUCCAGCUGCCGGAGGAGAUUCAGCAGUGCCUGGAGGGGGACCCCAAAGGCCAGCAGGCUGCCAGGUUGAUGCUGGAGGCCGCGGGGCUCUCAGGGGCUCGGGAGGCCCUGAUCCAGCAGGUCCAGGAUCUACGGGGCAGCCCCAUGGACUCCCCAGAAGCUGCCCUGGGGCCACUGAGGAGGCAGCUACAGAUCCAGCUCCGGGCUCUGGCCGCAUCCAAUGGGAAGCUCCGGGCUCAGCUGUGCCUCCGGCAGGCUCAGGCCCGAGGAGCUGUGCGGCUCCCCCCAGGGCUGCAGGGGGAAGGGCAGCGGCUGCAGGAAGCGCUGAGCAUGCUGGGAAAGGAGAGGGUGCCCCUCCCCCCGAGCCCCGCCCACAGCCCACUGCAGCCAAUCAGACGUGCUCUAGGAAUGGCAGAGAGUGAGCCCCCACAGGGGGCGCUGUUGUGGGCAGCAGAGCUGCAGGGGGAGCUGGAACAGCGGAAGGGGCGUGGUCAGCGGAAGGGCGGACCCUGGAAGCCCCGCCCACCCCGCGCCCCUGCGGAGGGCGUGGCCAUGGCCGAGCUCCUCCCCCAGCUGCAGGUGCUGUCCAUUCGGGUCCAGCAGUGCCUCGAGGGCUGGCCCCUCCUCCAGGAUGUCAUCACCCAAUGGUGGGAGCAGCCGGCUCAGUGGAUACCAGCCACGCCCCCCAGCAACAUCCCCUUCUCCCAUUGGCUGAAGUGCUGGUCCCAGGCCACCCGUACCCUGAACUUGCACCGCCCCCUCCCCUUAGCCCCGCCCACCAGCGACGAGGAAGGGUGUGACCAGAGCAAGCCCCACCCCUGAGCCUCGGUUUUAUCAGAUGCUCCUAUUGAAUGGGGUGCAGGAGGCGGGGCUUGGAGGAGGGCGGGGCCACAGGGCUGAGGUCCUGGAAGCGGA